Yarrowia lipolytica CLIB122 is the source of this 2145-nucleotide messenger RNA. RefSeq lists its product as uncharacterized. The record is from RefSeq and is a predicted model, not a curated record. Gene Ontology annotation, biological process: protein modification process. Gene Ontology annotation, molecular function: hydrolase activity. Gene Ontology annotation, cellular component: P-body. NCBI's taxonomy places the organism in Eukaryota, Fungi, Ascomycota, Dipodascomycetes, Dipodascales.
AUGCACGUGCUUCUGACCAACGACGACGGCCCGCCUUCGGACACCUAUUCGCCCUACUUCCACUACCUGGUCAAAGCUAUUGAGAAAUACACUGACUGGCAUGUCACAGUGGUUCUGCCCGAUACCCAGCGAUCAUGGAUUGGCAAGGCCCACAUGAUUGGCCAGACCAUCACCGCCACCUACAUUGAGGCGCCCGAAACCAUCGGAGACAAGGUCAAGGGCCCCUACAAGCGAAUCCCCAAGGACGUGGACCCCAAGAACGUCUGGACCUUGCUCAAUGGUACUCCUGCCACCUGCACUAACAUUGGCCUCAACUACAUGAUCGACGAGACCAAGGGCCCCGUUGAUCUGGUCAUCUCGGGCCCUAACUUUGGCCGAAACACCACCGCUCUCUACUCCACCACCUCCGGAACCAUCGGUGCUGCCAUGGAGGGAGCUCUUUGCGGAUCCAAGGGUAUCGCUCUGUCGUACGCCUACUACUCCCGAGACCUCGUUCCCGAGGUUGUGGCCGAGGCCAGCAGACUCGCCGUCAAGCUCAUUUCCAAGCUGUACGAAAACUGGGACAAGGGUGUCGAUCUGUACUCCAUCAACGUUCCCCUGAUCGAGGGCCUUUCCGACAACACAAAGGCCGUCCACGCCCCCAUUCUGCAAAACCGAUGGAAAGGUACCUUUGAGCCCUGGGAAAAGGCCAUUGACCACGACCAGAGCGAGGCUGACGGAAACAUCCCCAUCGAACCGGACUCUGAGCCCCUUUCUGACGCCCAGAAGGCCAAGGAGGGUUACACAAUGUUCCGAUGGGCUCCUGAUUUCGAGGCUGUGGGCAAGUCUGUUAAGGCCAGCAGUCCCGGUAAUGAUGGCUGGGUCGUUGACCAGGGCCACAUUUCCGUCACUGGUCUGAAGGCCUCCUUCUCCGAAACUGGCAUCACCGGAGAGAUUACCUUAAACGACAAUGCUGCCGCUGAAUCCGCCCAUGGUUUCCUGCUGACCAUCCCUUCCACAGCCUACCUUCACCCUCUCUUCUCCCAGAGUGUCAACAAACACCUUCCCAACGUUCCUGUUGGUACCAAGGGCUCGGAGAAGACAUUCCACUACGGAGAGUACGAGGAUCUCGACUUUGACAAGCUUGGUUCUCGAGACAAGUCUUACUUUGGCUGCUCUUACAUCUACCGAAAGGCCCUCAUUCGAAAGCACUAUCUGGCCAACACCAUUGCCAUGUUCCGGGCCAAGAACCCCGAGUCGAUUCUCAACGAAUCAUUCCCUGACACCUUUAACCUCGAGCUGGACUACGCCGAGUUCCUUGAUGAGUCUCUGGAUGAAGCUUACGAGCUGAGACAGGAGCUGGAGAAGAACGACGAGAUCGAAAAAGCCUCCAAUCGAAAGCUGUGGAUCCUCAAGCCUAGUAUGAGUGACAAGGCCCAGGGAAUUCGUCUGUUUAGCACCAUCGACGAGCUUCAGGCUAUCUUCGAUUCCUUUGAGGAGGGAUACGACUCGGACGAUGAGGACGCAGAGCAGGAAGAAGACGAUAACAAUGGAGUGAUAACAUCUCAACUCCGUCACUUUAUCGUUCAGGAGUACGUUGACAAGCCUUUGAUUCUGUCUGGCCACGGGAACAAAAAAUUCCACAUCCGAACCUACGUUCUGGCUGUCGGUGACAUCAAUGUCUACGUAUAUAAGCAUAUGCUGGCUCUGUUCGCUCCUAGAGAGUACGCCACCACCGACGAGGUGCACGAUCUCAGCCGCCACCUCACAAACACAUGUCUCCGGGACGACGAUACUAUCCUCAAGGAGAGUCUGGUGGAGGAAUUCUGGAACCUCAAGGGUCUUGAACAGAGCCAAAAGGAGACUGUCUUCUCCAAGAUUUGUGAGAACGUCAAGGAUAUUUUCUUGGCUGCCACUACGGUUGACAAGAUCAACUUCCAGCCCCUAGCUAACUCCAUGGAGUUCUUCGGUCUCGAUUUCCUGGUUGACGAGAACCUCAAUGUGCACAUUCUGGAGGUCAACUCGUACCCCGAUUUCAAGCAGACUGGAGACGAUCUGAAGUACGUGGUCGAGGGUCUCGUUGACGAGACUGUCCAGGUUGCUGUCAAGCCCUGGUUCGAAGGAGGUGAGGUCCCUGAGUCCGACUUGCUUAAGCGCGUUCUGUAG